Messenger RNA from Bubalus bubalis (water buffalo), 2963 nucleotides. It is a transcript of the gene GASK1A, whose product is annotated as golgi associated kinase 1A. The record is from RefSeq and is a predicted model, not a curated record. Lineage: Eukaryota; Metazoa; Chordata; Mammalia; Artiodactyla; Bovidae. The coding region runs from base 530 to 2296 and encodes 588 amino acids. Gene Ontology annotation, cellular component: Golgi apparatus. The transcript is spliced from 6 exons.
CCCUCCCGCGCUUUCGGGGAAGUGGGGAGGCUGGGCCGGACCGCGAGGCACGGACUUCGCAAACUCUGCGGACGUCCGUAGCCGAUCCGGGAGGGCUCGAGGCUGCGGGAAGGGUCCCGCAGAAUCGCAGAUCCCGCGUGUGCAUUGGCCCAGACCUCCUGUACCAAGCCUAACCGCAGAGCAUCCCGCCGCGCACGCCCGCCCGGGAGUUGGCCGCUAGUGAGCUGUGGCCCCUCGGUCCCGAACCCGCGUCCAGAGCAGCCCCGAGAUCCACGGGGCCAGGGGCGGGCCGGGCCGGUGGGAUGAGCUGACGAGAGGGCUGAGUGCGCCCCGGAGCCGCUCCAGCCACCGUGGGGGACAUGGGCUCCACGGCCGACGUGCAGAAGUCACACUGGGCCUGCAGAACUGGAGCCGGAGACUGCUCUUUGGCCACUUAAGCAAGUGGUGGCUCCAAGGAGGCAUCAGUUCCCGAGACCUCGUCACGCUCCUUCCUCUCAACCAGCUGUGAGUUACCAGUCUUCAGAGUGCUAUGACCCAACCAUUACCGCUGUGCACAGAUGGAGCAAGUGAGGCAUCUUGGCUCUGGAGAAAGCUGCGUGGCAAGAGGCGGUUGGCGAUGGCAUUCUGCCUCUUAACGACUCUGUCUGUGGUGACUGUCACCCGCUUGCCCACACAGCGCCCAGCCGCUGGCCCAGACCCUGGCCCCAUGGAGCCCCAGGGGGUUGCUGAUCCCCCUAUCCCCCAGAGUCGGCAGGCUCUGAGCUCCAGCUGGAGGCAGCAGGCAAGAAGGUUGAGGAGAAGCUGGGCCUUGCCCAGGAGCUCCAUCCUGGUGUGUGCUGAGGAGCAAGGCCACAGAGAGCACGAGGACAGCAGCAGAUGGUCCCCAGGGAAGGAGAGCAGCCAUCCAGGGAGGAUCAGGAACGACAUUACUUUGGCACCUCCAGAUGACCUGAAACUCAGUACCCUGCAUCUUGUGCUCCUGCAGGGGGAGGCGAUCAGGGGUCCAGGAGCCAAAGACCUGGACCCACCCUGGCACCAUGGUCCCCUCCCGGAGGCACUCAGUGAGACAAGCACCCCAAGUGGCCCCCUUGCAGGGCAUGACAUGUCAGCCUUACAGACUCGGAGAGCUACUGCUGGACUGACCCUCCAGCCUCCUCCAGAAGGCAGGGGUCUGCCAGGAGUGGGGAACAGAGCCUGGACUGCUGGCCAACAAGUGGGGGGUCCUGCUCCCACCAAAGGGGCUCAUUGGUGGCCUGGCUCUGUUAAGGAGCUGCAAGGAUCUGUCUGGUGUGACACUGAGACCCCUGGGCUGUCGAGUGGCUUCAGGACCAGUGAGCAGGUCCCCCCGUGGCUCACAGAGCAGGAUGUGCGGACCCUUCAGCUUCUGGCCCAGGGGGAGGUGGUGGGCAAAGCCCGGGUGCCCGGCCACGGGCAGGUGCUUCUAGUCGGUUUCUCCAGCGAGAGGGCCCUUCAGGAUGCAGCUCCUGGACUCAGUCAGCUCUGCUCCCAGGGGCUCUGUGGCUUGAUCAAGAGGCCCGGGGACCUGUCCGAGGUCCUGUCCUUCCACGUAGACCGCGUGCUGGGGCUGCGCCGGAGCCUGCCCGCCGUGGCCAGGCGCUUCCACAGCCCGCUGCUGCCCUACCGCUACACAGACGGCGGCACCCGGCCCGUCAUCUGGUGGGCGCCCGACGUGCAGCACCUGGGUGACCCGGAGGACGACCAGAACUCUCUGGCUUUGGGCUGGCUGCAGUACCAGGCCCUGCUGGCACGUGGCUGUGGCCGACCCAGCCAUGCCCCAUGCCUGGGCAUCCACCACGCCGAGUGGGCACGCCUGGCCCUCUUUGAUUUCCUGCUGCAGGUGCAUGACCGCCUGGAUCGCUACUGCUGCGGCUUCGAGCCCGAGCCCUCGGACCCCUGUGUGGAAGAGAGACUCCGAGAGAAAUGCCGGAACCCCGGGGAGCUGCGGCUGGUCCACAUUCUGGUCCGGAGCAGUGACCCCACUCGUCUGGUCUACAUCGAUAAUGCUGGCCGCCUUCAGCACCCGGAGCACAAGCUGAACUUCCGGCUCCUCGAGGGCAUCGAUGGGUUUCCUGAGCCUGUCCUGAAGGUUCUGGAAUCAGGGUGUCUACAGAAUAUGCUGCUCAAGUCGCUGCAGAUGGACCCAGUGUUCUGGGAAAGCCAAGGUGGGCGACAGGGCCUGCAGCAAGUCCUCCAGACCCUGGAGCAGCGAGCACAGGUCCUGCUGCACCACAUCCGGACGCACAACCUGACAGUCUUCCCUGACGAAGGCCCGUAAGCCCCGCCCAUCCAACCCGCGGCCUUGCGGGCCCCACCCCACGUCCUGGAGGGACUCGUAAGCUCCGCCCACCCCACCCCCUCCCCGUCCUGGCGGGACUCUCGCCUCACCGCAGGCGAGUCACUCACUACACGACCUGAGGGGAUAAGCGCCCAUCCUCAUGGCCACAAUUUCUUGUGUUGAAAAUGUCUCGAAGACAAAAGGGAAAAGUCAGAAACCAGGAGGGCACCAUGGACGCCUUGGGAUGUGUCGCAUGCUUGGGCUGGUGGAGGAGGUGGUGGGUGUUGGGUUUUCAAUCUCAUCACGUUCCUUGCUGUCCCCUCAGCUGGCUGUUUAUUCUCCUGCAGCAAUAAAUACACAAGAAUGUUCUAUGAACUGCUCCAGAUACUGUAAAGUCAUGCACUGCACAUGCACACGCAGAGCUGGACAACUCUGUGUGUGUGUGUAUGUCUGUGUGUGUGUAGGUGUGUGGGUAUGUAUGCCUGGUAUGUGGACCUGCCCACAUGCACACGUGAUAUGAGCCUCAUCAAGGAUCUUUACUGAACUGUACUUGUGGCCCAGAACCGCUCUGGCUGAAAGUGAACUCAGCUCCUAGAAAUGGAACCCUGAGCCUUUUGUCUCUAUAACCUUUAGAUGUUCAAUUUUUGUUCAUUUAUGCUUUAAGACU